Messenger RNA from Penicillium atrosanguineum, 1542 nucleotides. RefSeq lists its product as uncharacterized. The record is from RefSeq and is a predicted model, not a curated record. The coding region runs from base 1 to 1542 and encodes 513 amino acids. The transcript is spliced from 2 exons. NCBI's taxonomy places the organism in Eukaryota, Fungi, Ascomycota, Eurotiomycetes, Eurotiales, Aspergillaceae.
AUGCCCACAAUGACCACGCUGGAGAGGAGUCACUCCUGUGCCUCCAGCACUUCGCUCUCCAUGUCCAGUCCGCGACCAUCUCGACGCGAAACCACACCGCCUGGCUCCGAACUGUCCCUCUUCCAUCUCCAUGACCGCAUGAAUCAGCUUGACUCGCGUGUGCUCGAACUUCGAUCUACCGUCCUUACUAAGGAUGGCUAUGUCGACCGCCGGAACCGCGAGGAUGAGCACAUCCGUCGUGAAUUCGAGACCCACCGUGCUAUCUCCCACCGUAUUGACCUCAACGUCGUGGCACUACGCUCUGAUGUCGACCAGAUCAAGACUAGUAUCUUCCAACUGAAGAGUAGUCUUGGUCAGUCUGGUACAGAGACGGUGUUCCUCCGUGGUGAUGUCGAUCGGAUGCAGAAGAGUGUGGAUCAGCUUCAUGUCGACUUGGAGCAGAUUAGGACAGAUUCGUGUGCCACACGGAUUGACAUUAGCAAACUCCAAGCUACAUCUAGUCAGCUUCGCACUGAUUUGGUUACCUUGGAUCAUAAAAUGUCACGCCAGUUCCACCACUUGAACUCGCGUAUGGACUCUUUGGAAUCGGGCGUGAACUCAAUGAACUCGCGUAUGGACUCUAUGCAAUCGCGCAUGAGACACUCCGAUCGUGUUCGUUUCAACUCUCUCGCCCACACCAUUCUCGCUCCUAUCAGCCCUGUCCCUGUCAUCACCGAUGACGGUGCUCUUGAAUGGCCCAAAUACUUCCCGCGUACGGUUUGGAAGUUCUGGUGUCUCAAGAAAAGAAGUCGAGUUCAUCGUCUGGUUGAACUCGCCGAAUUCUAUGAACUGGGUGGUUACCAGGAUUGGUCUCGGAUGCAUCAGACCGACAUGUUUGCCGACAGUGACUCAAGUGACUCCAGUGAUGGAUCCUUUGUUAUAUCUCGGGAAGAAGCUGUUCGUCGCUUCCCCGAAGCCGCACACCAGGCACUCGCCGCCACUCUGGGUCUUGUGUACUACAAGAUUCGCAAUGAGGUGGGCGAAGGCCCCAAUGCCGUGCCUUCUCGUCCGCUGAAGCGUCAGCAAGAAGACGUUGCUUCUGCAAGCACAGGUUCCAAGUCUAAGCCUGUAAAGAUGCCGCGUCGACCUAGUGUUUCCGACACUUUCUUGCAACGGUUGAUUAAUGGUCCUUCCGUGGCCGAGUCUCAGUCAUCCGUAUCCGAGGAAUUUGACAAGUUGGGGUGGAACGCAUUUUCAGAUGUCUCCGAGGACGCGAUGAGCAAACUGCGAUCAAUUGACCCGCAAGAUAUUGGAACCGUCCUUCGUGCUUUGGAACAAGGUCGUCUCAAGUUGAAGCCCAGUGGAUCUGAGAAGGCGCGCAUGUCUCCCACUGAGUCUAAGGCCAGCCAUGGACUCGGCAGAUCAGUUGAACAGCCCGAUGUGCCUACUGUGCCAAACACUGUUCCCACCCAGCCUAUUUCUUCACAGUCCAGUAAGGCUAAGCCUGCUUCUGUGCCCGACAUUCCUGAGACUGCGUCCGAUUCGGACAGCUCAACCUCUUGA